AUGUCGGCGUCGUCCUCUGCGUUUCGGAUCGGCGUUCCUAACCGACGUCUCGUUCAUCGCAACUGGAUCCGACGCGUCCCUAUCCGCGGCAACCGGCAUCGGGCACGCGCUGGGUCCACGGAUGAGGACGAUGGGUGGAGUUUCCUCGGCGGAGGUGGAUCCGUGUCCAAGUCGCAGGACGAGGCGCUGGAGCAGGACGGUUGGGUGUCUUACGACCCGGAGCCCGAUCCUUCGACUAGCGGGGAGUGGGAGACGGAUUCGCGGGGCAAGGUGGUGUACUAUGCGAGGGGGUACUACUACGACGCGGUCAGGGAGACGGACAUCGGGGAGCGUGUGAAAGUGGAGGUUGGCCUGGUCGACAAGCGCGUCAAGCGCACGUUCUUCCUGCCAAAGACCCUGUCCAACGGAGAGUCCGACAUCGUGGAGGUGACGAUGGAGCGACCCUUGGGGAUCGUAUUCGAGCCGGACACCGAGGGCAGGGUGAGGGUGGCGGACUUUGUGGCCGGUUCUCGCGCGGGUCGAGCGGCUGCCGUGGCGUCCCUGUCUCCGGCUGGCGCGCAGGCGGCCAGCAGGGGCGACGUGUUGAGGGCGUUCACCGCGUCCACCGUAUCGUUCGGACCCAGGGCACAGCUCCUGGGAGAUCUCUCAGGGAGUAAACGCGCGGUGGUGCUCUUCGGAGCCGAUGGUCAGUCGUGGACAAAGACCACGUCGGCGCUGACGUCGGGGCUCGUCGCAGACGGACCCGUCACGCUGCUCUUGGAGCGGGACAGGGACCCGGAGCGCGCCAAGGCGUGGACGCCGGAGGAACUCCCGCAGGACGACCCGCGCGUGCCGCAAAAGGCUCAACCCCGGGGUGCCAAGGCGCCCGGUAGUUCCCCCAAAACGGCGGGGUCCGGGACGAGGAGGACGGUUGAGGAAGAGAGCGACGUGCCAGACGCGAUCAACUACGCCUUUCUCACCGCUUUCGUGAGCUUCAUCUUACUCAUUUUGGCCGGGUUCAACCCGUGA
Molecule: messenger RNA, 1008 nt
Organism: Micromonas commoda
Lineage: Eukaryota; Viridiplantae; Chlorophyta; Mamiellophyceae; Mamiellales; Mamiellaceae
Exons: 1
Coding region: 1-1008 (335 amino acids)
Source: RefSeq, a predicted model, not a curated record